UCUCUCUCUCUGAGCUUAAGUAUUUUUCUUUGCUGCAAUGGCAAUUCCAGUGAUUGAUUUCUCUAAGGUGAAUGGUUCUGGUGAGGAGAGAGCCGAGGCAAUGGCUCAGAUCGCUAAUGGCUGCGAGGAAUGGGGGUUCUUCCAGCUGGUGAACCAUGGAAUUGCAGAAGAGCUCCUGGAGAGGGUGAAGAAGGUUUGCUCAGAAUGCUAUAAGCUGGAAAGGGAGGAAAAUUUCAAGAACUCGAAAAUGAUGAACUCAUUGAAGGAUUUGGCAGAGAAAAAAAAUGGUGAGAAAUUGGAGAAUGUGGACUGGGAAGAUGUCUUCAUUCUCCUAGAUGAUAACCAAUGGCCACCAGAAACCCCUGGGUUCAAGGAAACCAUGGCUGAAUACCGAGCUGAACUGAAGAAACUGGCUGAGAGGGUCAUGGAAGUAAUGGAUGAGAACUUAGGGUUACACAAAGGAUACAUCAAGAAGGUAUUAAAUGGUGGAGAAGAAGACGAUUGCUUUUUUGGUACUAAAGUUAGCCACUAUCCACCAUGUCCUCAUCCUGAGCUAGUGAACGGCCUUCGAGCUCACACAGAUGCUGGGGGUGUCAUCUUACUCUUCCAAGACGACGAGGUGGGAGGUCUUCAAAUCCUCAAGGAUGGGCAAUGGAUCGACGUGCAGCCACUGAAAAACACUAUCAUCAUAAACACCGGCGAUCAGAUUGAGGUAAUAAGCAAUGGCAGGUACAAGAGUACCUGGCACAGGGUUCUGGUCAGCCAUAGAGGCAACAGAAGGUCAAUUGCUUCAUUUUAUAACCCAUCUCUCAAAGCUACAAUAGCUCCGGCGACAAAACUGGUAGAGAAAGCCAAUCAGGAGAAGAUGAAUCAUCAAGAAUACCCCAAGUUUGUGUUUGGUGAUUACAUGUCUAUUUAUGCAGAGCAGAAGUUCCUCCCCAAGGAGCCGAGGUUCAAUGCUGUGAGGGCCGUGUGAUAAUGCAAUUUCAUUUUUAGAAGAUUACAAGUAUUAUUAAUUCGUUUCCUUGAUGUUUUCCUCAAAGCUUAUGAAGGCUUCUUUCUCUAAACUAUACACAGAAGAAGAGAAAAUAAAUCUGGAUAUCAGUGUGUUUGUUUUCGAAUUUUUUUUUCUUUUCUACUUAAUGAUCAAGUUAUUGAUUAUAUGGGCUUGCCAAGGUUUGCUUUCUAC
Manihot esculenta (cassava) is the source of this 1189-nucleotide messenger RNA. Its product is annotated as 1-aminocyclopropane-1-carboxylate oxidase. The record is from RefSeq and is a predicted model, not a curated record. Bases 38 to 976 code for a protein of 312 amino acids. NCBI's taxonomy places the organism in Eukaryota, Viridiplantae, Streptophyta, Magnoliopsida, Malpighiales, Euphorbiaceae. The transcript has 3 exons.